Miscanthus lutarioriparius is the source of this 684-nucleotide messenger RNA. NCBI's taxonomy places the organism in Eukaryota, Viridiplantae, Streptophyta, Magnoliopsida, Poales, Poaceae. The record is from the annotation of a GenBank genome assembly.
AUGAACAGCAAGGAGAUGUGCCAAGAACCGUGCGACGAGCUGUCCGAGAUCAGCAGCCAGGAGGCGUCCAACUCCUCCGGCCUGGUCAGCCUCGACCGCUCGCUCACCGUCGCCGUCGCCGCCGCCGCUGCUGCCGAGUCGAGCACAACCGACAACAGCAACAGCAACAGUAACAGCGGCAGCGUGCAGGCCGACGCGGCGGUGGCCGCCCGCGAGCCGUCGCGCGUGUUCACGUGCAACUACUGCCAGCGCAAGUUCUUCAGCUCGCAGGCGCUGGGCGGGCACCAGAACGCGCACCGUCGGGAGCGCACGCUGGCCCGACGCGCGCUGCGGCUCGACGCGACGGGUCCCUACGGCUACUACGCCGACGUGGCGUCCCUGCCGCUGUACGGCUCCGGCCUGUACCCCAUCGGCAUCCAGGCGCACGCGUCGACGGCAGCGCACUCGGAGCAGCAGCGGCACGAGGACGGCGCCGCCGCCGAGCUGAGGAGGCCCGCGCGGGGGCUGCUGAGCCCCAUGCCAUUCCUCGUGGCCGACGAGGAGAUGAGCUUCGGCUGGCCCGGUAGCUUCAGACCAGCCGCCGCCGCAGCCGCCGCUGCGCCGGCGGGGAGCGCAGCCCUGAACUCGGCCGGCGGCGUCGCCGUGCAUGCCCGGGAUGAGCCCGAUCUGACGCUCAGGCUGUGA